Messenger RNA from Paraglomus occultum, 1128 nucleotides. The record is from the annotation of a GenBank genome assembly. NCBI's taxonomy places the organism in Eukaryota, Fungi, Glomeromycota, Glomeromycetes, Paraglomerales, Paraglomeraceae.
AUGGAUUUCUCUGAUCACAAGCGCUUUUGCUUAGCACUGUAUGAUCUUGCAAAUUCAGAAGAGUCAUGGUGGCCUUGCGAAAGCGAGUCUGAAUGGAAUAAACGCAUCGUUCAACACAUUCGUCUAUUAGACGAUUUAUUGGACAGGCCAGCUACCGCUGCAGAAAAGAAUUUCUUGUUUUUUCAGCCUAAAUGUCAAGUAUGUUUCCUAACACCCUUGGAAUUGACAGGUCCGCAAAAGUUUAUCCCCUGUCCAAAUUGCAGUGCAGUUGCAUGUUGCUCUAAUGAACAUUGGGACACUUGUCGCUCCAAACAUCAAGCGCUUUGUAAGACGUACGAGCAGGUGGUUGAGUGCGAUAUGGUACAGUACGAACAGGGUGGUGAUGGAGUGUUAUGGGCUCCAGAUACAUGGGACAAGUCGAAAUCUUUUCCACCAUUGCCUGCAGGCUGGGAUGCAUAUUUUACUUGGCGCAAGGCACCGCCUUUUGUCCCAAAAUACGCACGUGUGGCUACACAUUCUCUGUCUGGACCAUUAACCGUUCUCGAAGCAUUGGAACGGUUUUAUAAAAAAAACACAUUGCAUUCGUUGGAAGAGCUUGUCAUUCACAUACUUGGUGCGGCACAGUUUGAGAUAAUAUCGAUGAUGGCAUACGAAGAACUGAUGCACGUCUUGCCUGAUUUCAAAACCUUGCGAUUGGUGCUUGUAGGAUUGGACGUACCAGAUAACAAGAAUGUUUGCGUAGACUGUUGUCCGCUGUGUACAGAAGCUAAAAGAACACGCAACAUUGUGUUUUUCAAGGGAGCAUACCAUGAAUACGCGCAAUCAUCAGAGUUUAUAACACCUCAUUUGGCGGUCGGAUUUAACUCUGGUCUGUAUGAAGACGAUACGGAACUCUGGAUGCCGACUGUUCAUUGCUUGAUCGAUAAGGAUAUUCCAUGUGUUUUCACUUCCUACUCAAAAAAUGAAGCGGAUCAAGAUUUGGCGACGAUAAAGGGGUGGGGUGCUAAGAUUUACGCAGGAGCUAAAAAGAAUAAAUGGAAAAGCUUGGUGCCUAUAAUUGAACCAAUGAUUAUAGAUAGGUUCUUCCAUAAUAACAACUUUAAAACUUUGUUCAAGGGACGGUUGUAG